GCAGUAUAAGGCCUUAACAACAGCCUGGACACAUCUCUGUGUGUGUGUGUGUGUAUUUGUUUAUUUCUACUUUUGCCUCUGAGAGAAAGAUGGUUGGUCAUCUGUCCUAACAGAGAGAUGGUUUCUUUGUAUUUUACGUUGCAGGGAUAGGGUGGUGGCUUCGCAGGCCAAUAGUAGCUUUGAUGCGGCACAGUCAUCCAUUAUGAAAUUUUCUGAGGAACUGGAUUUGGAUGAUUUUGGUGAUGAUGUGUAUGCCAUUCCAAAAGUAUUGCCAGUUUGUUACAGCAACCCUGUGGUGGAUGCUCCCUCUCCAAGUGAAACUGAUGAGCAUAGCAGGAUUAAGGCAUUAGUUAAUACUCCAGCAUUGAACUGGCAGAGGCAAACUCAAAAGGGUUUCUGCUCUGGUAGAGGUUAUGGAAGUGGCACUGGUACAAGAAUGAUGCUGGGUUAUGGCCGGGCUGGGCAGGAUCAGAUGACGCCUCCACAGGGCUACGUAUGUCAUAGAUGCAAAAUAUCUGGACAUUUUAUACAACAUUGCCCUACGAAUGGUGAUCCGAACUAUGACUUUAAAAGAGUGAAACCCACAGCUCGUCCGCUUCCGGUUUUGAAUGAGGCUGCUUUUGAGAAGGAAAUUGAAGGGUUGCGUUCCACCCAAUCCGUCACCAAUCUUCCACCAGAACUUCACUGUCCUAUGUGCAAGGAAGUAAUGGUAGAUGCUAUGCUAACAAGCAAGUGCUGUUUUACGAGCUUUUGUGACAGAUGUAUCAGGAACCAUAUUAUUUCAAACUCAGUGUGCUUUUGUGGGGCCACAAAUAUGCUUGCAGAUGAUCUUGUACCUAAUGUGACCCUUAGGGAAACCAUCAACAGGCUCUUAGAAAAUUCUGGUAGCAUGAAAAUCCAAGGUACCAACUCUGCCUGUUAUGAUCAGUCCAAAGUUCUCUCUCCCACUAUUUCUUUUGCAUCAAGUGGAGAUAAGAUAUCAUUACCAAAGAAGGAUGGAACUUUAUAUAUAAAGGAGACAACAAAUGAGAAAAAGGAUAUCACCAAUGCCCAACAAUCAUCUUUGGAGGAAGGGACUGGUGGUGAAUUAGUGACUCUGAACAAGAACAACAUGCUGAAGGAGCUGGCUUCCAAUGAGCCAGGAAAGGAGAAAAAGAAAACCUGCUUGCCAGUAAAUGAUGGGGACAAUCAGUGGAGUACCCCUCCAGAUCUUGUACCUGGAGACUGUAUGAUGCCUCUUUGCUCUUCAGCUUAUCCACAUGGGGCGAACAUACCACUUGGAAUGGAUGGAUAUAUGGCUUAUUAUUCUGGUGUUACGUCCCACUGGGGUUAUGCUGCUGCCUACUUUAAUGUUCCUGUUGGAGGACCUAUAUCUCAAGGCACUUUUGUUGGACAUUCAGAUUCGUUGUCACAUCAAAGGGAUCUAACAGAGAGAGUUUGGAUCUCAAACCCAAUAUCUCCCAUCAUGACAAAAGAUGAGUCUGAGGCCAAGAGAUCUGAGCCGAGGAGGAAGCAUAAGACAAAUCAUCGUGGAAAAAGAAGAUGUUCCAGCAGACAACACUAUGAUCAAGUGAACAACAGUGUUGAUGUUUCUUCAGUGAGAUCCAAACUUUUUGUGGUUGCAGAACAUGCACGCCACAAUGACCAGUUCCACCAAGCUGAGAAGUCUAGUACGGAGCAAUCGGUGCAAAAGGUAGAAGUAGUCCAGCUCCAUGAAAGGCUCUACCAGUAUCAAAAUCAAGACCAUCAACAUAACAAGGCUGCAGCAGACAGGAAACGGAAGGGUAGUGAGCUCUCAAGUACAAACUUCACUGAUCAGGAUAUCAGCAAGAAGAGUCCCAGAGAGGCUGGUAAUUCCAACAAUAAGAAACAGCUACUGUGUUCGACGGAAACAUCUGUCUCUUGUGGCCAGAGAGAACGCAGAAGCACCCUUGAUCGCGACGGGAAUGAUGAAGAUGAAGAUGAUGAUGAUCAAAAUUUCAAAAGGCAACCCUCCUGGUAUCGAUCAUCGCUGACAUUUCAAGAGCGAGCAAUCCCAGUAUGAAUCAACAGUGCCACCAGUUUUUGGGAAGAACACUUAUGCCUACUUGAGGACCGACAUUUUAACAGGAAGACUUGAUGUGCAUAGAUAAGUGGUUUGGCUU
Molecule: messenger RNA, 2144 nt
Organism: Telopea speciosissima
Lineage: Eukaryota; Viridiplantae; Streptophyta; Magnoliopsida; Proteales; Proteaceae
Product: E3 ubiquitin ligase PQT3-like
Exons: 13
Coding region: 203-2044 (613 amino acids)
Biological process (GO): mRNA processing; ubiquitin-dependent protein catabolic process; protein ubiquitination
Cellular component (GO): nucleus
Molecular function (GO): nucleic acid binding; ubiquitin protein ligase activity; zinc ion binding
Source: RefSeq, a predicted model, not a curated record